ACACUCACAACCAGAACCUGUCAGUCGCUAUCCGACCAGCAAUUGAACCGGACGUGUGCGAUACUCGAGAAUUACCCCUUCCUCUUUAUUUUGUUCUGCGAGGCAAAGCCUACUACGCGUUUCGCGCGAAGAACGUUGAUGCGUACGCGUCUAACCGGAAUCCAAGUGACCUGCGCGACACGAUACUGCUUCGAAGAAGGCCGUUCCAGGAAGUGCGCGCAGAAGGGCAAUCAAAGUAGGCGUGCAGCUACCUGUAGCAUGAAACUGUAAGAAGUGUGGUUGAUACAAAGCGAGACCCAUAGGUUAGGUAGUCGCUACCAGCAUAGAAUCCACGACUAGGCAAAAACUUGUUUUAUGCUAAUUGGGUCGCGCUCGUUGAUGAAUGAACCUGCAGUGUUGACGACGUCAAACUCCAGUGAGGCUUGCAGUUUUUGCCGAGGUUUACAAAGCAGCAGUCAGAGUGCAUCGGUCAGUCUACAAAGAGAAGAAAGAAAGCUGUGCUGAGCGAAGCGAAGCGGUCAUUUCAAGACUUGUAGGCAAUCGUCCGUUGGAUGCGUUGGUGAAAUCGUAGCAGGCAGUGACUUAACAGCGGUCAAUUAUAUAAAUCGAAGUAGCCAAAGUACAGCUUAAGGUGAAGACAGAAGAGAAGACUCAUCUGGUGUGCGCGUACGUGCUGUUGGAGGUGUGUUCAGCUGCUGAUAGCGCAGCACCCACAAGUUCAGCUGACAACGUCAUCGACGACGUGACGUGACGUUAUCGACAACUCUUGAUAAACUGCAGGCAGAAGAGAGUUCAGCGCGGGGUGUGUCAGCUCAGCCUGGAGACGGCCGACGACGACGGAGUUAUCACGAGCACUUGGCGAGUUGCUGCCGGUGAAUGAACACGCCGCUGCUGCCGGGUUGAUGCCACGAUUUUUUUUCCCCGAAAUUAAGUGAGAGGAACAUCAAGUGAUUGGGCGGAAGACAGGAAAAUCCUUACUCAGUGCUUUUUGAGUAUGAGCUUUUGUAGUUUGAAAGUACGAAAUAUCAUCGACGAAUUAUCCUGAAUAACAUAUCAAGUGAGAUAAACGCACUUUACUGCUUUCAAUUGUUGAUUGUGCAAAUAAAGUCAGUGCAAACAAGUGCCUUCGAACGUGGAAGAAUUUUUAAAGUGUUGUGAUUGGUGAAAACUGAAUGGACAGUAUGACGAUUUCAGCGAUUCCCCCGGCGGAACCGAUCUGGUGCCUGGAGCGGCGCGACUCGGGCCACCUCUUCUGGCGCCGCGAGUCCUCCAAGGUCAAGUUCCGGUACGACGUGGAGGUGCUCGAGUUCACCAAGGACCCGGGCGAGGACAGGCUGCUGAUCACCGACAGCGAGCACCGGGAAAAGACCGACCAGCACCGGCACCAGAUGUCGCAGAUGAUUGUGGUGUGUGCGACCUGCGUGGCGGCCAUCGCCGUCACCGUGGUGUUACCCUGGUUCCUGAUAGGGUCCCCGUAGAAUUAAGUGGACUGGAGUGAUUUCCGUACGCGUUUUCGUGCACAGCAGCUUACUAGGUCUUAAGGGUCACACACACACAAGCACACAUCAAUUACUUUUUUAUCUAGUUUUUUAGGAAUUCUGCAAGGAAUGAUAUUUUAAACCCUAAGCUUUGUUGAAUGUCUUAAGCUUUAGCCGUUGUACA
This is a messenger RNA of Culex quinquefasciatus (southern house mosquito), 1662 nucleotides long. RefSeq lists its product as uncharacterized. The transcript is spliced from 3 exons. The coding region runs from base 1173 to 1478 and encodes 101 amino acids. NCBI's taxonomy places the organism in Eukaryota, Metazoa, Arthropoda, Insecta, Diptera, Culicidae. The record is from RefSeq and is a predicted model, not a curated record.